UUAAAAAAAAAUUUUUUUUCUUUAAAGAAUAACAAUGAGGGUUCCUGUAUUUGAGGAUUUAAAAAAUGAAACCGAAGAGGAAAAAACAGGAGAAGAAGAAAAUGAAGAAGAUAAGGUAUUCUACAAGCCUGUUAUUGAAGACCUAAGCAUGGAAUUGGCCCGAAGAUGCACGGAACUCAUUAGUGAUAUCCAUUAUAAAGAAGAGUAUAAAAAGUCGAAGGACAAGUGUACAUUUGUGACGGACACUCCUAUGCUAAACCAUGUAAAAAAUAUUGGUGCAUUUAUUUCUGAGGCCAAAUACAAAGGCACCACUAAGGCAGACCUUUCCAACUCUCUUUAUAAGCAGAUGCCGGCCACAAUUGACAGUGUCUUUGCGAGAGAAGUUACGCAGCUUCAGAGUGAGGUUGCCUACAAGCAAAAACAUGAUGCUGCCAAGGGAUUCUCAGAUUAUGCCCAUAUGAAGGAGCCACCUGAAGUCAAACAUGCCAUGGAGGUCAAUAAACACCAGAGCAACAUUUCUUACCGAAAAGAUAUGCGGGACACCCACAUGUAUAGCGCGGAACUUGAUAGACCAGAUAUCAAGAUGGCAACCCAGAUAUCCAAGAUCAUAAGCAAUGCAGAAUACAAGAAAGGACAAGGAGAAAUGAAUAAGGAGCCCGCUGUAAUUGGAAGACCAGAUUUUGAACAUGCUGUGGAAGCUUCUAAACUUUCUAGUCAAGUUAAAUACAAAGAGAAAUUUGAUAAUGAAAUGAAGGACAAGAAACAUCAUUAUAAUCCUCUUGAAAGUGCUUCUUUUAGGCAAAGUCAGUUUGCUGCCACACUAGCCAGUAACGUGAAGUACAAGAAAGACGUUCAAAAUACGCACGAUCCAGUUUCAGAUCUCCCAAAUUUGUUGUUUUUAGACCAUGCUUUGAAAGCCAGCAAAAUGCUCAGCAAUCGAGAAUAUAAAAAGCUUUUUGAGGAAAAUAAAGGACUGUAUCAUUUUGACAUGGACGCUACGGAACACCUGCACCAUAGAGGCAAUGCCACACUCCAGAGCCAGGUUAAAUACAAAGAUGAAUAUGAGAAAAAUAAGGGAAAAUCCAUGCUUGAGUUUGUGGAGACACCAUCAUAUCAAGCUUCAAGGGAGGCUCAAAAGAUGCAAAGUGAGAAAAUUUACAGAGAAAAUUUUGAGAAGGAAAUUAAAGGAAGGUCAUCAUUGGAUUUAGACAAGACUCCAGAAUUUUUACAUGUAAAGUACAUCACCAACCUUCUGAAGGAGAAGGAAUAUAAGAAAGAUUUGGAAAAUGAAAUAAAAGGGAAAGGAAUGGACCUUAAUUCAGAAGUUCUUGAUAUUCAAAGAGCAAAACGAGCAUCUGAAAUUGCUAGUGAGAAAGAAUACAAGAAAGACCUGGAGUCAGUGAUUAAAGGGAAGGGAAUGCAAGUUGGCACUGACACCCUUGAAAUACAACGGGCCAAAAAAGCUUCGGAGAUAGCUAGUGAGAAAGACUAUAAAAGGGACCUGGAGACUGAAAUUAAGGGGAAAGGCAUGCUGGUGGGCGCAGACACGCUUGAUAUCCAGAGAGCUAAGAAAGCAUCUGAAAUGGUCAGCCAGAAAGAAUAUAAGAAAGACUUAGAAAACGAAAUUAAAGGGAAAGGGAUGCAAGUGAGUAUGGAUAUCCCGGAUAUGCUUCGAGCCAAGAGAGCAUCUGAACUCUAUAGCCAGAAAAAAUAUAAAGAUGAAGCAGAGAAGAUGCUUUCUAACUAUUCUACUCUGGCAGAUACUCCUGAAAUUCAGAGAAUUAAGACAACUCAACAAAACAUUAGCGCAGUAUUUUAUAAAAAAGAAGUAGGAGCUGGCACAGCAGUAAAAGAUACCCCAGAGAUUGAACGAGUGAAGAAAAAUCAGCAGAAUAUUAGUUCGGUGAAAUACAAAGAAGAGAUGAAACAUGCAACAGCCAUUUCUGAUCCUCCAGAGCUAAAGAGAGUCAGAGAAAACCAAAAGAACAUCAGCAAUCUUCAGUAUAAAGAGCAGCUCUACAAAGCAACGCCAGUAAGUAUGACACCAGAGAUAGAGAGGGUGCGGAAGAACCAGGAGCAGCUGAGUGCGGCAAGUUGCUUCCGUUUUUCCUUGUAUUAUCAGACAUUACGUGUGAAAUACAAAGGAGAGAUUAAACAGGCAACUGCCAUUUCUGACCCACCAGAACUGAAGAGAGUUAAAGAAAACCAGAAGAAUAUCAGCAAUGUGUGA
Molecule: messenger RNA, 2230 nt
Organism: Loxodonta africana (African savanna elephant)
Lineage: Eukaryota; Metazoa; Chordata; Mammalia; Proboscidea; Elephantidae
Product: nebulette
Exons: 21
Coding region: 35-2230 (731 amino acids)
Biological process (GO): cardiac muscle thin filament assembly
Cellular component (GO): Z disc
Molecular function (GO): actin filament binding
Source: RefSeq, a predicted model, not a curated record